Molecule: messenger RNA, 747 nt
Organism: Paraphaeosphaeria sporulosa
Lineage: Eukaryota; Fungi; Ascomycota; Dothideomycetes; Pleosporales; Didymosphaeriaceae
Product: alpha/beta-hydrolase
Exons: 2
Molecular function (GO): hydrolase activity
Source: RefSeq, a predicted model, not a curated record
AUCCGCAAAACUCUCGCCGUGAGCGCUCUCUCCGCCUUUGCUGCUGCCCAGACCUCCACCACCCCCAAACUCGACGCCACCUGCGCCGAUGUAGUCAUCUUCAUGGCCCGCGGCAACAACGCGCCCUAUCACGACGACCGCACGACCCCCUUCAUCGACGCCACCUGCAGCAAAUUGACUGCUGAGGGCAAGAGCUGUGAUUACAUUGACAUUCAGUUCGACGUCACCCUCGGCGGAGACUACUGCGCUCAGAUUACUGAGGGAGCUGCCAACGGUAUCAAGCAAGUCACCGCUUUCAACCAGAAGUGCCCAUGCUCCCACAUCAUCGUGAACGGCUACUCAGAGGGCGCCAAUGUCGCCGGCGACGUUCUGGGUGGACCAGGUGGAUGCUCGUUUGUAUCCACCGGCAUCGACAACACCUCUUCUGCCGGCAAAGCAAUCGCCGCCGCUCUCCUCUGGGGCGACGUAAGGCACACCGAGAACCAGCCCUACAACGUGCUCGACGGCGCAAGCAAGGGCCCCUACCCACGUGCUGGGGCCGACCUCGCCAACCUGAACCGCUACUCCUCUAUCCUGCGCUCGUACUGCGCUGCCGGUGACCCGGUCUGUGCCGGUGGAAAGACGGUGGCGGACCACCUCAACUACUUCGAGCUGUACACCGACGACGCAUCGUCGUGGGUGGUGGCCAAGGUCGACGCGGCUGCUCCUCUGUGCGGUGCCUCUAGCUCUUCUUCGUCUGUUGCCGCU